AUGUCCAACUCGUACUAUCCCGCCUUGGCGCGCCCUCAUGUGGACGUAAUUCGCGAAGAAGUGGUCUCCGUGUCUCCCGAGGGGGACAUUUCCACCAGCGACGGAACCACGAGACGAGUGGACGUCAUCAUUUGUGCGACGGGGUACGAGCAAAUGACGACGCACUGGUUCAAUCCGGUCAAAAUAUUUAUAAAAGAGGACGAAAGUGAAGAGGGCGAUGGGAUUGAUGUCACCAAAGGGUUGAGAGAAGACGCAAACUUUUAUCUCGGCAUAAUGACGGAUACCUUGCCAAACAUGUUUUUCCUCUACGGGCCGCAUUCGAUUAUACCCCAUUUUUCUGCCGUUUUUUGUAUCGAAUAUCAAAUGAGCUGGAUUGUCACGGUGCUCAAAAGGAUGCGGAAUAUGGUCAAAGGGGAAGUUGCGAAAAAUGGGGGCAGCCAGAAUGUAGUUGUCCGUGUAAAGGAAUCCGCCCAGACGGAGGAUGUCCGAAAUGUCCGGAAAGAGAUGAAAUAUGUUGCACAUGGCGGAUCUGUAGCCUGCAACGGUUGGGUCGUGGACAGAAAGACGGGCCAGAAUAUCUCCACUUUUUCCGGAAGUGCAAAAGAUUUUUGGUGGAAGUGUAGACGUGUGAGAUUUGAAGAUUUGGAGUUUAAUCUGACUCCAAGUUAA
Molecule: messenger RNA, 669 nt
Organism: Folsomia candida
Lineage: Eukaryota; Metazoa; Arthropoda; Collembola; Entomobryomorpha; Isotomidae
Product: baeyer-Villiger monooxygenase
Exons: 2
Coding region: 1-669 (222 amino acids)
Source: RefSeq, a predicted model, not a curated record